AUGAAAACUCUACUCUUCUUUCUCUGUUUGGCUACGGUUACUGGUACCGCAACAGCUGACGGUUUGUCCGACGAUGACCGUACUUUUGUCCUCGACUAUCACAAUAACUAUAGACGUACGGUAGCUUUAGGACAACAAGCUGGUGCUAAUGGUAACUUGCCAACGGCCGCGAACAUGUUGGAGUUUGAGUACGAUACUGCCAUUGAAGCUGAUGCUCAAGCAUGGGCUAACAACUGUAGUUUUGGCUACACAACUUAUUCUGGGGGCCAAAAUCUGAUUCUUUAUGAAACCAGUAGCAGUGGCACUCAAAAUUACUCUGCCCUUCUCAAAGCUGCUGUUGAUGAAUUUUUUGGACAGGUCACGAGCUUUAACAUCAGCUACGUUGAUGACUAUUCUUCUAGUGCUGGGUCAAUGUUUUCCCAAGUGAGGAUUAUUUCGAAGUUUUAAAAUUAUUUAAAAAUUUUUUAAAUUUUAAAGAUAUAUAUUUUAGGUUAUUUGGGCUAAUACCUCGAGCAUCGGUUGUGGAGUACAAUCCUGUCCUAACCUAGAUUCUUCGUCUUCUUUCUACGCUUACAUCGUCGUAUGUUUCUACCAGAGUGCCGGUGAUACUACAGGCCAACCAAUCUAUGCUCAAGGUGAAUCUUGUUCUCAAUGUCCUAGCGGAAGAGUUUGUGACAAUGGAUUGUGCGCAUUAAGUUCUGAGACCACAAUUUCAACCACUACUCCUACCACCACUAUUACUACGACUGUUCCAGCCAUUCCUACCACAAAUUCAGCCGCCGGAUCUGGAAACGGAUUGUCGGACGAUGACCGUACUUUUGUCCUCAACUACCACAAUAACUACAGACGUACGGUAGCUUUAGGACAACAAGCUGGUGCUAAUGGUAACUUGCCAACGGCCGCCAACAUGUUGGAGUUUGAGUACGAUACUGUCAUUGAAGCUGAUGCUCAAGCCUGGGCUAACAACUGUAGUUUUGGCUACACAACUUAUUCUGGAGGCCAAAAUAUGAUUCUUUAUGAAACCAGUAGCAGUGGUACUCAAAAUUACUCUGCCCUUCUCAAAGCUGCUGUUGAUGAAUUUUUUGGACAGGUCACGAGCUUUAACAUCAGCUACGUUGAUGACUAUUCUUCCACGGCUGGGUCAAUGUUUUCUCAAGUAAGAAUUAUUUUAAAGUUUCGAAAUUGUUAAAAAAUUUUUAAAACUUGUGAAAAUAUGUUUUUUAGGUGAUUUGGGCUGAAACCUCCAGCAUCGGUUGUGGAAUACAAUCCUGUCCCAAUCUAGAUUCUUCUUCUUCUUUCUACGCUUACAUCGUCGUAUGUUUCUACCAGACUGCCGGUGAUACUACAGGCCAGCCAAUCUAUAUUCAAGGUGAUACUUGUUCCCAAUGUCCUAACGGCAGAGUUUGCGACAAUGGCUUGUGCGCUGCUUCCAAUACAACUGCUGCUACAACAACAGGCACUACUGCCGCUUCAACUGCUCCUACUACAACUUCUGCUCCUGGAUCUGGAGCUGGAUUGUCUGCUGAUGAACGUACUUUUGUUGUCAACUACCAUAACAACUACAGACGUACUGUAGCAUUAGGACAACAAGCUGGUGAGAAUGGUAAUUUGCCACAAGCAGCCAACAUGUACGAGUUUACAUAUGAUACUAGUCUUGAAAACCUUGCCCAAGCCUGGGCUAACAAUUGCACUUUGGGAGGCGGUGGAUACGGUGCUGUAGGCCAAAACAGCGUUGUUUAUGGCUUUGGCGGUGAGCCCGGUAUUAACAAUACUUAUGUUUUGCAACUUUCGAUUGAUGGCUGGUUCAGUGAAGUCGAUUCCUUCAAUGUCAGCACGGUCGGCAACUAUCAAGGACAAAGCUCAACGUUUACUCAAGUAAGUCAUUCUUCACUGUUUAAACCUAUAAUUAACCGUAAGUUAACGCUGCGAAGUGAAGCUUAAAAGUUAUAAAACUACUUUUGUUCUUAAGUUAUUUAAAUUCAUUUUAGAUGAUCUGGGCCACUACCUACAGUGUUGGAUGUGGAGUAAAGCAAUGCGCCACCUUCACCAACCUGGAUUCUGGUUGGGACAAUGGAUUCAUCAUUGUUUGUGAUUAUGAACUCGUUGGUAACAAUCAAGGCAUGCCAAUCUAUAUUGAAGGUGACGCAUGUUCUCAAUGCCCAGAUGACAGAAUUUGUGACAAUGGAUUGUGUGCUAUGGAUCCCAACUCCACCGCUCAGCCAGGCGAUGAUGAAUGUGAAGUUUGA
Molecule: messenger RNA, 2246 nt
Organism: Bursaphelenchus okinawaensis
Lineage: Eukaryota; Metazoa; Nematoda; Chromadorea; Rhabditida; Aphelenchoididae
Source: the annotation of a GenBank genome assembly